AUGCCUAUUCCACCAAAAAUUCCAUUCAUCAAAGAGAUGCUGAUUUUUAUGCACAAAUACAUUGAGCGGAUCGUCAAUGUUGCAGGGGACGGUAAAUGCGGUUACCGGGCUGUCUCGGGGUUGUUUGGUAAUGGAAAAGAUAGCCAUACUCUUGCCCGUUAUCAACUUAUCCAAGAGUUAAAGAAGCAUAAAGACUCGUACAUGCGGUUAUAUGGAGAAGAAGUUAAAUUUGAAGCGGUUAACGAAGCUCUUGUUCCUUGGUUGGGCGCUUAUGCGCCGGUGUCAAAAUGGAUGAGAUUCUUGAAAAUGGGACAUCUUAUUGCAUGCGCGUAUGAUAGUGUGUGCAUUGACUUGACACGUUAUGGUUUUUUGGAAACCUUCUUCCCUCUCCACACCGCACCAUCAACAAAUCCAAAUGAUCACAUCAUGUGUAUUGGAUGGCUUUCAAAUUCGAGUCAUUUUGUGCAAGUUUACUUGAAACCGAGAUGCCCCAUACCUCCUACGUCACCGGAAUGA
Messenger RNA from Vicia villosa (hairy vetch), 516 nucleotides. RefSeq lists its product as uncharacterized. The record is from RefSeq and is a predicted model, not a curated record. The transcript has a single exon. Lineage: Eukaryota; Viridiplantae; Streptophyta; Magnoliopsida; Fabales; Fabaceae. The coding region runs from base 1 to 516 and encodes 171 amino acids.